AUGUCUAAUAGCGAGCUGCGCAAAUUAACACGGCAGGAGCGACAACUGCACAAUGUAAUGGACACCAUGGAGGAAUUCGUUCAAAAUUACAGAGAAGAGCGAGACAAGAGUUCUUUACAGAUUCGUAUAAAAAAGUUAGAUGAGGUUUAUGAUCUGUACUGUGAAAUUCGGACGCGAAUAGAGCUGCUUCUAGAAGAUACCGAUGCUGGAGAGGAGUUCGUAGAUCCCGAUGAGUCGGAAGAGGCACAUCUCAGCAGAAUGGCGGUGAAUAAAGAAACACGGGAGCGGGAAAAUCGAAUGCACCUGAAAAACUUCGUGAGUGAAUAUUUCUUGUUGAAACAGUCGUUGGCAGAUCUUAUUUCACGAAACGCAGUGAAUUCCGCCAACAUUGUUCCCACCCCGAACGUGAAUCAGCAUCACUUCCCUGCUUCAAUGAUGCGCGUUAAACUUCCAGAGCUAAAACUACCAACGUUUAGUGGAAACUUGCGCGAUUGGAUGACGUUCAGAGAUACAUUCAAGAACCUGAUAGCAGACAAUGCGCAACUUUCCGAUGUGGACAAAUUUACCUAUCUUCGCACGUCAUUGUCCGGAGAAGCGCUACAAGAAAUAGGAUCGAUCGAAUUAACAGCGAACAACUAUUCGAUAGCCUGGAGAGCAUUGGAAUCGCGAUACGAAAAUAAGAAAUUAUUGGUCAAAUCUCAUCUCGACGCCCUGUUAGCGGUGGAUCAAAUGAAAAGGGAAAACUUUGAAUCACUGAACCACGUCAUUAGUGAAUUCGACAAGCAUCUGCAAAUGCUGAGCAAACUAGGAGAGGACACUGUAUCAUGGAGCACGAUUUUGGCUCACCUGCUGGCUAGCAAACUGGACAACACUACUCUGCGUUUGUGGGAAACUGAACAACGAUCGCGUGACGUCCCAAGGUACACUGUCAUGUUGGAAUUCCUAAAAAACCAUUGCAUUGUAUUACAACCGGUAGCACCAAGACAAUUUCAAUCAAUUGAAUCGCGAAAAUUGCAGCGCGUUGGGAGCAGCUACACAGGUACACCAACAGCCUGUCCAUUCUGUAGUGAUGAGAGACAUCAGGGAUUUCAGUGCACGAAAUUUAGGACAAUGAAGGUAGUGGACAGAAGAAACGCAGUUAAAAAUGCCCGGCUAUGCUUCAACUGCUUAUCACGAGGACACGUAUCCAAGCUCUGCACUAGGAGUUCUUGCAAAAUAUGUGGACAGCGGCAUCACACGAUACUGCAUCAAGGUUCAGCUCAGAUUGAUAGUAAUUCUCUAGUUCCACAGCCAUCGCGACCGCAAACGAAUCCGAAGAACCCACACACGACACAGACACAAACAACCUCACAAACACAAAAACAAACACGCAAUCAAACUCCUCAGCAAGACACCCUGCAACGAUCAUCCAGUCCUAUUGCCACCUCAAGCAUGCAUGUACAAACGCCACUCGCCACAAACACAACCACAAGUCACAAUGCUGCUAGUGAAAUUAAAGCACCACGAUCGAUAUUACUCGCAACGGCACUCAUAAUCAUCGAAGAUCACUUCGAAAACUCAACGUUCGCCAGAGCCUUGCUUGAAAGCGGCUCUCAGCUCUGUUUUAUCUCGGAGAACUUGUCUCAAAGGCUUAAGUUCAAACGAUAUCGUGAAAAUCUCUCUAUCAGUGGAAUUGGGCAAGCAAUCAAAAAAUGCAAACAAUCUGUUAUCGCCCGAGUCCGCUCUCGAGUGUCCCACUUCGUUGAAGAUGAAACGUUUUACGUGCCGCCACAAGUAACACAAACUCUACCCCUUGCUAGAAUAAAUCUCACCGGUAUGGAAUUGCCAAAUGACAUUAACCUCGCAGACCCAAAAUUCUACGAGCCAGGCUCGAUAGACAUCAUCAUCGGAGCGGGAUUAUUUUACGACAUACUAUCAGCAGACAAGAUCAACCUUGGAAGUGAUGGUCCAUCUGUGCAAAAUACUCUUUUUGGGUGGAUAGUUUGUGGGAAAAUUUCGGACGAUUUCAGACACGCUCAACCUGUUACUGCUAAUACGUGCAGCGAACGGUUAGAUGAACUUGGGAGGUUUUGGGAGCUUGAGACUUGUCGAUCCAACAGUGUUCACUCGGUAGACGAAUCAGCAUGUGAAGCAUGGUCUGAUCGUACCACAGUCAGAGACUAA
Molecule: messenger RNA, 2163 nt
Organism: Wyeomyia smithii (pitcher-plant mosquito)
Lineage: Eukaryota; Metazoa; Arthropoda; Insecta; Diptera; Culicidae
Exons: 1
Coding region: 1-2163 (720 amino acids)
Molecular function (GO): zinc ion binding; nucleic acid binding
Source: RefSeq, a predicted model, not a curated record